Messenger RNA from Lobosporangium transversale, 725 nucleotides. Its product is annotated as lactoylglutathione lyase. The transcript has 5 exons. The coding region runs from base 46 to 552 and encodes 168 amino acids. Gene Ontology annotation, molecular function: lactoylglutathione lyase activity; metal ion binding. NCBI's taxonomy places the organism in Eukaryota, Fungi, Mortierellomycota, Mortierellomycetes, Mortierellales, Mortierellaceae. The record is from RefSeq and is a predicted model, not a curated record.
UUUUUUUUUUACAACAAACAUUCUCCAUUUCCAACGUUCAUUACCAUGAGCCAAUUCAACACUGACAUCAAGACCUAUGAAUUCAAUCACACUAUGAUCCGUGUGAAGGAUCCAGGAGCCUCGCUUCACUUUUACCAGGAGAUUCUUGGUAUGAAACUUGUUUCCAAGAUGGAUAACGAGGGCGGCAAGUUCACUCUCUACUUCUUAGCUUACGUGAAUGAUGAUGAGUUUGCGAGCUUGCAGGGCAAGACCGAAGAACAGCGUCGCUCCUAUGUUACCAACCGUGCUGGCGUUCUUGAGCUGACACAUAACUGGGGUACGGAGGACGAUGCAAAUUUCAGCUAUGCUAAUGGAAAUCAGGAUCCUGGUCGUGGCUUCGGACACACCGCCAUCGUUGUCGAUGACAUCGAAGAGGCUUGCAAGCGCUUCGAGAGCUUUGGUGACAAAGUCAAGUGGGUCAAGCGUCUUACAGAUGGCAAGAUGAAGAAUAUCGCCUUCAUUGCUGACCCUGAUGGCUACUGGGUUGAGAUCCUCCGUCGUGGCCACAACUAAAACAAAGGAACUAAGAGAUCCAAGGAUAGCCGAUUUUUGUACAGUUAAAAGUAUCUUUCGAUGCUCUUUUAGGGUCCAGUGUGGACAAAAAAAAAGUCAAUAAAGAAAGCCACAUCUUCUCACAUUAAAAAUUUUACGAUCAGACAAUUGAAACACCACGCAUUGAAGCGAAC